Molecule: messenger RNA, 1658 nt
Organism: Clupea harengus (Atlantic herring)
Lineage: Eukaryota; Metazoa; Chordata; Actinopteri; Clupeiformes; Clupeidae
Gene: il17d
Product: interleukin 17d
Biological process (GO): inflammatory response
Cellular component (GO): extracellular region
Molecular function (GO): cytokine activity
Source: RefSeq, a predicted model, not a curated record
CAGUUUAAAGUUGCAGCAUAGUACAGUUAUGUGAUUUAAUUGGUUUGGGAGUGAUGGGCUGUCAACUUGUUCACUGAAGGCGCCUAGGAUGUAUGAGGAACGCUGUGUGGCCAGUGAUUGGCAGACGUGCACAUUCGUAGGUGUCGCUACUCCAUUCCAGGAGAACAGUCAACAAACUCCGAGUCUCUCUUAAAUGGAGGUCGGAUGGUGUUACUUUUCACUACUUCGAUCAGUUUAUUUUAGCCUAAUGUUCCGUUCAUUCGUUUUCAGACCAUGGUCGGAGGGAAACCGCUCAUGGGCGACAGAAUAUUUUCUCUCCGCUCUCUCUGACAGACGGCCAAACUCAGGGAGUCUUUUACGCAACGACGAAGGAUUCUGCUGUGAACCUGUUUUUUUCCCUCUCGGUUUUGGGAUAAUUUUCCUGGGUUUUCUGUCCAUUCAAGUGUCCAGCGUUUACCUGUGAAUAUUUUGUGUCGAGAGAGGAUGUUUAAUCGGACACGCGUCUUGCUGGUGGCUCUGAUGCUACUGUGGAACGGCUAUUCCCGGGGAUCAAAGGUUAACAAGGUGUCCAGAAAGCUACCGCGGGCGCGCACAUGCUUGGACAUACCUGACGAAAUCCUUGAACAGAUGUUUGGGAGACUUUCGGUGGGGGUCCUUAGCGCAUUUCAUCACACGCUGACGCUUGGGCCGGUGGAGCGACUGAAUCUCACAUGUCCCUCUGGCCGUCGCCUAAUCGCGGACAGAAAGUCGCGAAUUCCCGUCAAUCUCCUCAGCAUCUCUCCUUGGGCAUACCGGAUCUCCCACGACCCGGCGAGGUACCCGCGCUUCAUCCCAGAAGCGUAUUGCCUGUGUAAAGGGUGCUUGCUCGGUCCCUACGGCCAGGAGAUCGACCGGUAUCGCAGCACCCCGGUCUACAUGCCGUCCGUGAUCCUGCGUCGCACAGGCUCAUGUGUCGGUGGCCGCCACUCCUACACCGAAAUGUACAUCUCUGUCCCUGUUGGGUGCACGUGCGUACCGUUGCUGGAGAAAGACAGGCAAGCACAGAGGACCAACCAAAGUAUGGACAGUACCAAAGUGAAGCCAGGCCAAAAGACUUUCCACACCAAAGCCGUUCGGAAAACCUGAAGAACUUACACCUAAAACAUGUAUGAAGACUCUGUGGACAGUUUUAUCAAAAGGAGUGCAGAAUUAUUACUAAAAUCAGAAUAACCUCUUUGCUGAAAUGAGAUUUCCAGUGACUAUCUGGCUUUCGGGUCUGUCCAGUGGUGAUGCACAGUGACACCUGUUGAUCAAAAUGUCCAAUGUCAGCUUUCCUGUCUACAAAGUAAGUUCCUGUAAAGUUGAACAGGCCAACAUAUUCUGAAUGAAAGGUAACCACGGACGAGGGCAAGAACUGAGUAAUGGUGUAGACCCAGCUGACUAUGGCAAGUAACACCACUGUACAAACAAGCCAAAAAGAGGAAAUGUACUAGGAACGAAUCUAACUGCAAUCUGAGAUGCAGGGAAUGUUCAUGGUGACAGUGUUAUGGAGAAUAUCCUUGUCCUGAGAGGAUUCCCUCAAACUUUACGGGUAAAAGUAGUUAUAUCAGAAGUAAAACGUCCUUCGCUGAAUGGGGCUUUAUGUAGGCCUUAUAUACAAUAAAAAAUUCAGAAACUAA